AUUCUUGUUUCCAGACUCAGAGCUGCUAAUAUGCUAUUAGUUGGACUGAAAGGCGUUGGUGCAGAGGUCUGUAAAAAUGUUGUAUUGUGUGGAUUGAAAUCUUUGACGCUAUUGGAUCAUUCAGUUGUCAGUGAUGAGGAUGCUUUUUCACAAUUUCUUGUAUGUAGGACUUCUGUUGGUAAAAACAGAGCUGAAGCUUCCGUACAGAGAUCUGCAGAGCUAAAUCCCAAUGUGAAAAUUAUAGCUGAUACUGACAAUGUUGAGAACAAACCGGACGAGUUCUUCACCACUUUUGACCUAGUGUGUGUGACUUGUUGUAAUCUGCAGACCAUGUUGAGGAUUAAUGAUAUCUGUCGUCAAAAUAAAAUCAAGUUUCUUGCUACCGACGUCUUUGGUUAUUAUGGGUAUAUGUUUUCAGAUCUUGUGGAUCAUGAAUUCGUUGAGGAGAAAGCAAUGGUGAUGAAAAAGGAUGAUGAAGAAACAAAGAAAACUAAAGUUGAAAAAACUGAAACUCUCACCGUGAAAGGGUCAACGAAAUUCUGCAGUUUGAAGGAUGCACUGAAUGUUGAUUGGAAAUCUGAAAAGCUUCACAAAUCUUUAAAAAAGCUAUCUAGCGUUUAUUUCAUCAUGCAAGUUCUCCUGAGAUUUAGAGGCGAAAUUGGUAGAGAUCCCGACAGAGAGCAUUUAGAAGAUGACUGCAGUAAACUUCUGAAAAUCAGAGACCAAAUUAUGGAAAAAAUAGGGGUUCCCAAGGACAAAGUCGGUGACGAUUUUGCCAGUGUCUGUGCUGGUGAACUCGGUCCAGUGUGCGCUGUUGUUGGUGGCAUAGUUGGUCAAGAAGUUAUAAAGGCAGUCUCUGGGAAAGAUGCACCUCACAACAAUUUCUUCUUCUUCAAUGGCACAGAAAGUAGUGGUAUUGUCGACCAAAUCGGAACUUGUUAGCACUUUCUUAUAAAAUGUAUUUUUCUAUAAACAAACAUUUCUGUGUCGGUUCAUAAUACC
This is a messenger RNA of Saccoglossus kowalevskii, 1002 nucleotides long. RefSeq names its product SUMO-activating enzyme subunit 1-like. Gene Ontology annotation, cellular component: cytoplasm; SUMO activating enzyme complex. Gene Ontology annotation, molecular function: SUMO activating enzyme activity. The record is from RefSeq and is a predicted model, not a curated record. NCBI's taxonomy places the organism in Eukaryota, Metazoa, Hemichordata, Enteropneusta, Harrimaniidae. Gene Ontology annotation, biological process: protein sumoylation.